CACUACGAUUGUCGUCAUGUCUCUGCACUCAAAAUUAGCAUCAAUUUGCUGACCAAAAAAAAAAAAGCAACACAGCUCAUCGACAAAUUCAAAUCGCAUCUCCAUAAAUCUUCCCCCACACACAUCCUCAUUAGCCCACUUUCACAUAUACUUCUGGAUACGCACUCCCAGAGAGAAAGAGAGAGGACAACAAUGGCGAAAUCUUCUGAUUUUCUCGUAAUCUUUGCACUUUUCAUCGGUGUCACCAACAUGUUGCUUUCAUUUUCGGCCGUUGAAGCUUCAACUUCAAGUGGGGACCACUACAAACUGGGCUGGAUUCCGGCGAUGUCGUCUGCGACAUGUCGAGGGACGAUUGCGGAGUGUCUAGGAGCUGGGGACGAGACGGAGUUAGGGUUUGAGUUCGAGAUGGACUCGGAGAUCAACCGUCGCAUGUUAGCGGCUAGGAGAUACAUAAGCUACGGUGCGCUGAAGAGGAACACUGUGCCCUGUUCGAGACGCGGUGCGUCGUACUACAAUUGCAGGCCCGGAGCUCCGGCCAACCCGUACACUCGUGGGUGCAGUGCCAUCACACGUUGCCGUCGUAACGGUUAAGUCUUUUUUAUUUUUAUUUUAUUAUCUAUAAUAAAUUCAUAUUCUAUUUUUUUUCCUUUUUUAUUUUUAUUUUUUGAAUUUUGGGUCUUUUAGGAUCAUAUGAAAAUUAAAUGUAUGCAUUAUCACAACAUUUGUGCU
Ilex paraguariensis (yerba mate) is the source of this 729-nucleotide messenger RNA. NCBI's taxonomy places the organism in Eukaryota, Viridiplantae, Streptophyta, Magnoliopsida, Aquifoliales, Aquifoliaceae. The record is from the annotation of a GenBank genome assembly.